AUGGUCGGAAUCACGGACCUGGCUCAGGCCAAUUCCGAGACCCAGAAGCGCUGGAUCCGGCAGGUCGUGGUCCAUGAAUAUUAUACCAGCGCCUCCAGCGGCUUCGACAUCGCCUUGCUGGAGCUGGACCAGCCGGUGCGGUGCGGGUACCACGUGCAGCUCGCCUGCCUGCCCGAUGCGACGCUCAGGGUAUCCCAGCUGUCCGAGUGCUUCGUCAGCGGAUGGGGCGCGAGGGGGAGGCCAGAAGUGACGGGGGCAUCGUCCCCAUCAGCCCUGCAGGAGGCCAAGGUCCGCCUCAUCGAUGUCAACCUCUGCAACAGCAGCCAAUGGUACCGCGCGGCCAUCAAGAGACACAGCCUCUGCGCUGGGUACCCGCAGGGUGGCAUCGACACCUGCCAGGGUGACAGCGGCGGUCCCCUCAUGUGCCGGGAGAAGGGAGCCAACUUCUACUGGGUUGUGGGGCUGACGAGCUGGGGCCGCGGCUGCGCCAGGGCCAAGAGACCGGGGAUCUACACCUCGACGCAGCACUUCCAUGAGUGGAUCCUCCACCAGCUGGGGAGGUUCUGCUCCAUGGGAGCACCCACGACGCCCCCGACGUGGAGCCACCAGCACGUCUCCCAUACCCCCGUCCAGGAGACGAUGCCGGCGCCCACGGGCUCGAGCAUCAGUGGCUUCUGCUGCCUCCCAGUCCGGGUGCUGCUGGAAUUCAUCACUGGGGUGAAGGAGCUGCUGCAGGCUCUAAGCGGGGAGAAGAUUUGA
This is a messenger RNA of Neopsephotus bourkii (Bourke's parrot), 759 nucleotides long. RefSeq names its product acrosin-like. Gene Ontology annotation, molecular function: serine-type endopeptidase activity. NCBI's taxonomy places the organism in Eukaryota, Metazoa, Chordata, Aves, Psittaciformes, Psittacidae. The coding region runs from base 1 to 759 and encodes 252 amino acids. The transcript has 3 exons. Gene Ontology annotation, biological process: proteolysis. The record is from RefSeq and is a predicted model, not a curated record.